CGUUAUCCCCAUGUAGUUCCUGCUUGUGCGCUGUGAAUAUUUUUCAGUAAGCUGCUUAGAUAUAAAUUCGAUAUCGAAAGACUUUUAUAGUUUCAGUGUGAAAUCGAAUGUCAGAAAUUCAUGCAGGCUUAACUCGCCUGCGGGAUGGCUGGGAGCGACAGCGAGUGGCGACAAGUGCGGCGUCGCAGAAAGAAAGCAUGUGACAUUAGCACAUGUCAGCUGAGCCCUAAAGAUUUCAUGGGCUCGGUGGACAUGAGCAAGAUACAGGAACGAGUGAGAGAGGCAAAGAUGGAACUGACUUGCGAAGACAUCUGGCAGGAUUGGAGAGAGAUGCUGACGGGCUGUCUGCGUCUCCAGAGCCAGGAUAUCACAGAGAGCGGCCCUGACCCACAUGGUCUGGAGCUUGACUGUGUUUGCUAUGGGUUGGGCAGCUUCUUGUCUGGCGUCGCUUCCCGGUACCAGCUGGCCAUGCUGCUGUUGCUUCUGGAAGCGCUAAAGAUUCCCCAUGGACGCUGCAGUAUGUUCGACCCUGUCUUUUCCCCAGCUGAAUGUAAUAUGCUCCGGAAGAUGGGCUUUACUGUCCUGUCUGAGAAUGAGGAGGGUAAGAGGCCAGUAAGCCACCCCACACUCUUCUACCUUCUCCACUGUGGGACAGCUCUGUACAACAACCUUCUUUGGAGCAACUGGAGUCAGCAGAAGCUGCCACUGCUCACCAUCAUGGGCAACAGCUUCCAGGGUCUCCAGGACAGGAUGGUGCAGCAGGACCUUGAGAGGGAAUACAGUUUUAUUGCUAAUGUGAGUACAGUAUGCCAGGAGACAUCCCUUCCGUGCUCAACGCGCUUCUCUGAUGUGUUCAAUGACACGGUCGUGUUGCAGUUCCCCCGACAUCGACUGAGCACUCUUCCGCUGCAUGUGUGGACCCAUGCCCCUGAACCCAAGUACCUCAACUGCAAGGAUCUGGAGAUUAUACUGAGGGAGGUAUCAAGCUGAGGCUCUGGAUAGGAACUGCGCUUGGUUCUGCUCCCACUGCUACCAGCUGGCCUCCAGGUGACUGGGCACCAGGUGUCUCCAGUCCUGCUUAAGGAAUGACUUGUAGGUGGAGUCAGACACCAACAUGGUCUAAUGGUUUGUUGUUGUUUUUUUAGCCUUUUCACUGGAAGAUGCCAAUUGAGUUUGAAUUUGCAUGUACACAUCAUUGUUACACAAAUUAUGUUGUUUACUUAAUUUAAACGUUAUUCAGGAAUCUACUAUUAAAUUUCCAGUAAUUUUAUUGUAUAUUUUUCAAAAUACAAUGAUUACUCUGAACUCCCAGUUUUUUAAACCGUACUUGCAAGCCUAACUUUACUCAUUGGAAUUUAAGAUUCCCAUGUCUUUUAGGUCUUUAUUGAGCUAGACAACAUGAUCCAUGAGCUGCC
Messenger RNA from Paramormyrops kingsleyae, 1415 nucleotides. The record is from RefSeq and is a predicted model, not a curated record. NCBI's taxonomy places the organism in Eukaryota, Metazoa, Chordata, Actinopteri, Osteoglossiformes, Mormyridae.